CUGAAUCAGAAUCUGCAGCAGCAGCACGUUGCAGACUAGCAGUUGAAAUUCAAAAAGUUUUGAAUUAAUGACCGUUGUGUUUUGUUCUUUUGUGUAUGGAUUAUUUAUUUAUAUUAUCUGUUUCUGUGGUAUUAGAUAAUAGUAUCAGAUAUACAAUCUAAUCUCCUCAAAUUACAAUUUUAUCUUCUUCACAUUUAUUGUAGUUUCUACUUUAAACGAUCAAAGUCCUGGAUUAUGAACUCUAGUUAUAAAUAAUUGUGGUGAGAUUCAAGUCGUUCAAGCUCAGUGUUUGUAUGCCCUAAUAAAAUGAAUAAUAUAACUCCCGACUCAUUCAAGGAUCUUUCGCCAAAGGUGCGCGAACUGGCAGAGAAGCUAUACAAUUUUGGAUUGGAGAGAAAAAGGAAGCCAUUUGCAUUGAAUGACUUUGAAAUUGGGAAACCUCUUGGCAAAGGCAAAUUUGGGAGAGUCUACUUGGCUAGAGAAAGACAAACACAUGCUAUUUUUGCAUUGAAAACCAUGUUCAAAUCUGAGCUGUCUAAAGGUCAAAUGGAGCAUCAGGUGAUCCGAGAGGUGGAAAUACACAGUCGGCUACAUCACCCCAACAUAAUCCGGAUGUUCACGUACUUUGCCGAUGAGAGACGCAUAUAUCUGGUGCUGGAGUACGCAGGCGGUGGAGAGAUGUUCAAUCGACUCCGCAAUGCGCCGCAUGGCAGGUUCUCAGAAAAGGUGGCCGCCAGGUACAUCCACGACGUUGCCGAUGCCCUGCACUACUGUCAUCUCAACAAGGUCAUUCACAGAGAUCUCAAGCCGGAGAACAUUUUAAUUUCGGCCGACGGAAAGAUUAAGUUAUCGGACUUCGGGUGGUCAGUACAUGCGCCGUCGCUGCGUCGCAAGACCAUGUGUGGCACCCUUGACUACUUGCCUCCCGAGAUGAUCGGCCACCACACCUACGACGAGAACGUGGACAACUGGUGCGUCGGCGUGCUCUGCUACGAGUUCCUGGUUGGCUACCCGCCGUUCGAGAGCAAGUCCAACGAGGAGACCUUCGCCAAGAUCAGUGCCGUCGCCGUCAGGUAUCCCGCUUACAUGAGCUCUGGUGCGCGCAAUCUCAUUUCCAAACUGCUCGUCAAAAUACCUAAGAAUAGAUUAUCCUUGCCCAAUGUCAAAACUCACGAGUGGGUUGUGUCAAAUAUGGCUAAAUGAUGUAUUCAAUGUUUAAUAACAAUUAUUGUUGAAAUACUGAACAAAUAAUAUGAUAUCGUUGUGCAACGUCCAAACUCACAAAUAGGUGGUAUCAAACAAAAAUGAAUUACUUUACUCAAUAUACUGUUUGUGAAAUCAUAUUAGGCCUACUAUUGAUUUCGGUGAGGAAAAAAUCUUAAUACAAGAAGCUCUUGAUCUCCUACAGUACUAUUUCCCUCAAUAGCUGUCCCCGAAAAUUCGGGAAAAAGUCUAAUUUAGCCGUACAAAUUCGGGAAAAAGUCUACUAACAGUCUGCGAUUGAAAUCAAUUUCUCCAUAUAAAUAUUUUUUAAUAAACAUUUUCCACCAAGUUUACGUAGUAGUGAGUUUAUUCAAUUCACCCAAUGAAUGUUCAAACUGCAGUGCUAGAAAGGAAGAAUUUGUUUUUCUCUCAAGAAAUCUGUAGGUACCAAAUAGUUCUUCAAGAAAGUAUUUUGUACAUAAUGAUAAUAAUAUUUUUAUAUGAGGAAGCCAUUGAAUAAGCAUUACAA
Nilaparvata lugens (brown planthopper) is the source of this 1732-nucleotide messenger RNA. RefSeq names its product aurora kinase C. NCBI's taxonomy places the organism in Eukaryota, Metazoa, Arthropoda, Insecta, Hemiptera, Delphacidae. The record is from RefSeq and is a predicted model, not a curated record. Gene Ontology annotation, molecular function: protein kinase activity; ATP binding. The transcript is spliced from 3 exons. Bases 307 to 1203 code for a protein of 298 amino acids. Gene Ontology annotation, biological process: protein phosphorylation; mitotic spindle organization; regulation of cytokinesis. Gene Ontology annotation, cellular component: chromosome passenger complex; spindle pole centrosome; spindle midzone.